GUCUAAAUACACUAAAGGAUUAGAAUUUGGGGAGGAAAUUUUAUUUUAACCAAAUUUUAAUUUGUGUGCCCAAUUUUUUUAAUCUGGUGCAGAUCGUUGUUUGGCUAUGUCGCUGGUGGAUUAUGCAGCCUCUUCAGAUGAAGACGAUCCCGAAACCCUUGCUCGCGAAGAAGAAACCGAACAACUGAAAGAAAACUCACAAAAACGACGCAGUUUUGGGGUUACCUCCGCCGAACCCUCAUCGGCGGCGCCUCCAAACGAAGACUCAGUUCGCGCACAAAAUAGGAUGCAAAAUUCGAGAAAGCAAGUGGUGACGGUUUCUAAUCAGCCUUCUGUGAUGAAACUUCCGGAUGCUUCUUUCCUCUUGAAUUCGCCAGCUGUGCCGCCAGCUCAUCUACUGAAUCCGAUGGACCACUCGUCUCGAGUAGCAGCUGCUAUGGCGGAAGGUGCGGCACGGAAGAGAGACUUACCAUCUGCUAAUUACCCUCGUAGGAAAGUUCCGAAAGGGACAUUGCCUCACCCGAAGAAUGUUCCGGAUACUGUGGGCGGUCGUUUGGUGCCACCUCAGCUGGCUGGAAGGAGCAAUGUAGUAACUGAAGACAUAACGAAGCUCUUUGUGAGAAAGCAGACCAAUUCAUCGACAGAAUAGGCGUACAAUUUGCUGAUAAUCUUGCAAGUAGAAUUUAGUAACAAGUUACUCAGAUGAUCUAUUUUACUGUAGGUUCAGGUUCAGGUUGGGUAAAGAAAAUUAUCGAAUACAAGUCCAGUGUUUACGUUUUUCGACUGUGUAUUUAGACGUGCAAACUCUGCUGUUUAUUAUCAGAAAAAAUCCGUUGGGAU
Erythranthe guttata (spotted monkey flower) is the source of this 840-nucleotide messenger RNA. RefSeq lists its product as uncharacterized. NCBI's taxonomy places the organism in Eukaryota, Viridiplantae, Streptophyta, Magnoliopsida, Lamiales, Phrymaceae. The record is from RefSeq and is a predicted model, not a curated record.